Messenger RNA from Angiostrongylus costaricensis, 2376 nucleotides. The record is from the annotation of a GenBank genome assembly. Lineage: Eukaryota; Metazoa; Nematoda; Chromadorea; Rhabditida; Metastrongylidae.
AUGAAGCGCUCACUGGCGAACGAACUUCGCGAUCCAAUUUCCGUGGUCUCGAUUCUAAUACGAAACAUGAAUAGGCAGCAGGUCAAGAAACCACAAAUUUUCCAGAUCGAUUAUGCGGACUGUGACGGUAACACCGCACUUCAUUUAUCCGCCUUCAAAGACGCCAACAUUAGUGCGGAGGGAAAUUCGCCAUUAGCAGUGGCAGUACUUUACGGUAGACGGUCAGUGGCGCUUACUCUGAUUCAGGCAGACAGCAAUGUUAGCGAUCAGGUCUUUUACCCGCAAAAAGCAGAAGUAAAGACCGAUGUCUGGAAAUGGAAUGGUAUCCAAGAAUCUUCCGAAAAACCCACGGUUUCCACGGUCCCAGCCGUUAUAAUCUCUCAAGGUGGCGAAUGGGAAGCAAUAGUCUAUGUGCUGCUGGAUGCACUGGGAACGAGCGUCACAUCUGUGGUGCAGUUGAUCGACGCGGCACUGAAGGAGCGUCAGUACAACCUGGCGAAUCAGCUCACGAAGUCACUACAAGCUCGGAUGAUGGGCAAGAAGGUGAAGAGCAGCGGCUACGAUCUCGUGCUCACUUUCGCCGAGCACUUCCAAGGCGAACUAGUUAGCAACAGUGUAGAAGACGCCGUUCUUCACCGACUGUACUCGUUGGGCUGGGAUAUGAUGAGCGACAACGUUAGUCUCCCAAUCGAAGCGGCUGUUCUUCACGGCUCUUGGUCGCUCUAUAAUCACUUCAAGGUGGAAGCGGCAGUGACCAAUCUCGGUCCAUUACUCUACUGUAGAUAUACAGAUGACUGUUUGGUCAUUUGUUCAACGCAAGAAGAAAUCAACAGAUGUUUCGAGUUGUUGGACACACAGUCAGAGUAUAUUAAAUUCACCCGAGAGAAACCAAAAGAAGACUGGCUUCCAUUUCUGCACGUGCAAAUUAGCCUAUCAGAAAACGGCUACAUUACGAAGUGUCUGGAUGAACCACUUUCGCUGCCUUUACCGUAUGACCUCACGGAAGUCUCUCUCUCGUCACUGCCGCCGAUCUCUUGGGCCUGUGCUCUCGGACAAGCUGAACUCGUCAGUAAAUUUAGGACAGCUGGAGCGAAUGUGAACGCUGUGGAUCUUGAAGGCAGAACUCCUCUUAUGAUCGCUUUGUUGGCCAACAAAGAUAGUGCAGUCGAAUUGGAACUGACGAGAAGCGAUCAAAGCGGCAGAAAUAUCAUGCAUUACAUGGUUGAGCCAUUUCAUUGGGAAAAUGUGCAGCUACUUGAAAAACUGCAUGUGGCGGCACCGACAAUAAUCAAGCAACUAUUGCAACAACGCACUAAAAGUGGUUGCACACCAGUGGAUAUCGCUAUCAAUACAAAGCAAAGGACGAUGGCGACAGCGAUGAAACGGAUUUUGAAUGCUGGCAAUUUGGCCAAGAAAGCAGCUGUUUUAAAUGGGGUUCAAGUUGGGGAUCUGCCCGAUGUCUCCGGCCUAGUCUGCAAUUACAAUGUUGACGAGGACUCGAAAUUGUUCUUAGCUCGCUGGAGAGCCGAGCACGAGGUCGUCGACGCGACAUCCAUACCAAGACCUUCAGCUCUAAGCGGAUAUCGCGACACUGCUGAACUUGUAUACUGCCCUAUCACUCAUCAGUAUAUGGCGGCGGUUCUGAAUAAAACCGAUCUAAACUAUGGACGCUACGGUUUCCAUAACUUCUACUGUAUCGAGUUGAUGAAACGGCGCGAUACCGAUCUAUGGAUUAUGUUCACCAAUUGGGGGCGAAUUGGAGACGGACGUGGGGAGUACCAAACUACGCCGUUCAGCACUUUCGAAGCAGCCGUCAAAGAGUUCAAAUCCGUUUGGCGCUCAAAAAGCGGUCAGGAAUGGGCGCCGUUUGAUCAAUUCGUAGUGUUACCAAAGAAAUACAGACUUCUUGAGAGUACGAAACGAUUCAACAAUUUGGGCGAGAUUUCACUACCGUGGACUACAGUACCCGAGAAAAAUCUGACGAGGAAGACUAUUCAGGAUAUUAGCAAUCCGCAGAAAUUGAAAAGCUAUGCCCAAAUGGUGAACUUUUCUGGAACAAUUACUAAUUUGGAUAGAUCUAUGGCCUGUCCAUUAGGUCACGUCACGGAGGCGGCUAUUGAACGCGCACGUGCCGUGCUAGACGAAUGUGAAAAGAGUGCUCAGGAUUUGGCAAAACUUCUUGCUAAAGAAGGACACGGCGAUGCCGAUGUGCUAAGGAUGUAUGAAAGAUGUCGUGAACUCUCCAGUGAGCUCUACUACAACUUGCCCGUUGGUGAUUUCGAAUAUGGUUCGAUGAUAGUAUUCGACAAUGUGAGUUUAAUUAAAGACACGCCAGGUUUCUGUAAAGUUGCAGUUGUAGACUCAGACGUCGUCUGA